This is a messenger RNA of Paramuricea clavata, 579 nucleotides long. NCBI's taxonomy places the organism in Eukaryota, Metazoa, Cnidaria, Anthozoa, Malacalcyonacea, Plexauridae. The record is from the annotation of a GenBank genome assembly.
AUGCGGCUCGCAAAUGAAGCUAUAAGACGAGUACGCCAUCCUAUACCAACAGUAAAUGAUGUUAGUUUUGCUCUGAAUGGAGCAAAAUUUUUCUCGAAACUUGAUUUGAGCCAAGCGUAUCAUCAGUUAGAACUGGAUGAACAGUCUCGUUAUAUAACAACCUUUAGCACUCAUGUAGGUUUGUAUCGCUACAAAAGACUAAACUAUGGUACAAACGCUGCAGCGGAGAUAUUUCAGUACACACUCCAAACUGCACUGCAAGGGCUUAAAGGCGUCAAGAACAUAGCUGAUGAUAUCAUUGUAUUCGGCUCAACAAGAACUGAACAUGACGCUAAUCUUGACAAAUGUCUACAACGACUUGCAAUGAAGGGCUUACGACUAAACCGAAGCAAGUGUAAUUUCCUUAGCACUACAUUGUCAUUUUUCGGACAGGUCUUUUCGAAAGAAGGUACUCAUCCUCAUCCUAGGAGAGUAGCUGAUCUAUUAAAUGCACCUCAGCCAAAUAAUGCACAUGAAGUCAGGAGCUUUCUUGGCAUGGCCAACUAUGUAGUAAGUACAUUCGAGAUUUUGCAACACUAA